AUGUCCUUCUCCUCCGAAAGGUACGCGUCAGGUAGAGUGCCUUUACUGGACUCAACAAACUUCUACCCCGAUAUCUUCUCAGAACCAGCAAUUGCGUCUUCUUCCUCUACUUCUUCAUAUUCACAUUUACACUCACAUUCAUACUCAUCAUCUUUUGCUAAUGCAUCCUCCAACCCCUCCUACACAAGUAACACCACAACCACAAAAACACCUUCAAAAAACAUCAAUAAUGGAAAACCAUCCUCAAACACCCAGACUCCACUCUCCAACAACAACAACAGCAGCAGCAGCAACAGCAGCAAAAGAGUCACACAUAGCCAAAUCUACGAUAUCUUCAACACCCCCUUGAAAUCAGUACACUUGGACCCAACAAUCAUCUCCAACUUUGAUCAAAACUGCUUAAUCAGAAACACAUACCUAUCGCCUGCACUAUCUUCACCCCAACGACAAAUAACAGACUCUGCGGAAAACACACUGAACUUUCCACUACAACUACAACUACAACCGCAAUCUCAAACACAAACACAGAUAGAGGUACAACCACAAACAAGUUUAGCGCCAACCUCACCAACAAAGAAUAAAAAACCCAAGAGUGACACUACCACCACCACCACCACCACUACUCAUACCCCAUUCAGUCUCUACUCUGAGGAAAAACCACCCUACUCCUACGCUACACUCAUUGGUAUCUCCAUACUAUCCCAUCCAGAAAAGAAACUAACAUUGGCAAAUAUUUACUCAUGGAUAUCAGACACUUUUAGAUUCUACAAAAAGGAAGAGGUGGGCUGGCAAAACUCAAUAAGACACAACCUAUCCCUCAACAAGGCAUUUGUUAAAGGAGAAAAGUCCAAAGACGGCAAGGGCCAUUUCUGGUGUAUCAAACCAGGAUACGAAGAACAAUUCCUUAAAAGCAGAAGCGUUAAAAAAUCAUCGUACCAUGAAGUGAUGGACCAGAUCAGCUACGCAACAAAGAUAAAUGCUGCUAUAGCAGCUAAAAAGGCUGCCGAGGCAAAAGCAAAAGCAAAAGCUGAAGCUGAAGCUGAGGCGGAAGCUAAAUCAAAAGCAGAAGCUGAAGCUGAAGCGGAAGCGGAAGCUAAAGCCGAGACUAAAGCUGAAAUGGAGUCAAAGUCAAAUACUGAAACAGAAGAGACAAAUGCAGGUGCAAAUGCAGGUGCAAAUGCCAAGAAUGCAACACUAAACAAUGCUAAUACUGUUACUCCAUAUAUAGAUGGAAAGAAACGUAAAGUGAGGCAGAAGGAACCAAGAAUACCAAUCACGCUUUUAUCAUCACCUACAUACGGUGACAAUCAAAGUGUUGAUAAAGAUGAUGCGAAUGACAAUAAACAAGAUGAUCAUAAUCAAGGAGGAAGAAAAGAGGAACAAGAGGAAGAGGAAGAAGAGGAGGGAAAUCUUACAGUGCUUGAUCCACCAAUAAAGAAAUUCAAAUCUCAACAAAACACAAAGGAUGACGAUAUCGAUUCUGCAUGGCAAAUAUUAUCACAAACCGACCUGCCGAUUAAACUACCACCUAUAACGCUGCUACCUGAAGUGUCUUCGACACCGCAACUAGAUAGUAAUCCUCGAUUUAUCAUUAAUGACUCAGAACUAAUGAUGCAGAAUUCACCAGAAAAACCAAUGUUGGCAGAAAAAAAUCUCACAUAUACUUCAUCUUUUAGUUGUAAUUCCAAUUUUGAACUAUCGCCAUUGAGAACAAGUGAAACCGGGCCAUUAUUGGAACCACUCACACCUGCAAACCAUUCAAGGUCGGCCUCAGCGGCUGGAAGCACUAUAUACAACCUGCAUUAUCAUCAGCAACUGCAACUGCAACAUCAACAACAACAACUGAUACAUCAUAGUCUUCAACAACAUCAACAACAACAACAACUGAUACAUCAACAACUGCAACUGCAACAUUAUCAUCAACAUCAACAUCCUCAAGUCUUAUUGCACCAUAAAUCGUGGACACCAAAAUCAGUGAAGAAAAACCAUGCGCAAACACCAUUGAGAAAUAGUAUAAGAGCAACGGCUGUGGCUACACCACAAACUAAUUCAACAAUGAAGAAGUUUUGGAAUAGUCCUUCGUACCUUGAUGACCUCUACUUUAGUCCAUCACUCAAUAUACAAUUGCAAUAUUCGCACCAAACAAUGCUACAUCCAUUAAGCAACAGCCUAGGAAGUAGCAUCAACACUAGUGCAAAUGCAGGAGCGCAACCAUAUCAACCAAACAACCAUCAUAAUAGCUAUCUACAACAUUCGCGAACAUCGUCAAGCACUGGUGCUUCGUCACACUCAAAGUUGAGUAAUAUAACAGGAACAAACUUGGCCUCCUACGAUGAUGAUGAAUUGGUUAUGCGCAAUUUAAAUCAUCCACAAUUAUCGAUUCAUCUGUCGCCAAUCUUGAAGCGUGCGUUUUUAAGUGUUGAUGAUGAGGGUGAUAAUAAAGAUGCCGAAGAUGUUGAAAAUGGGAACGUAGUAGGGUCGCGCAAUAAGAAUUUAAUUCAGGAUUUAAGGAAUUUGCAGUAA
Messenger RNA from Lodderomyces elongisporus, 2523 nucleotides. RefSeq names its product Hcm1p (gene HCM1). The transcript has a single exon. The record is from RefSeq and is a predicted model, not a curated record. Bases 1 to 2523 code for a protein of 840 amino acids. Gene Ontology annotation, biological process: regulation of transcription by RNA polymerase II. Lineage: Eukaryota; Fungi; Ascomycota; Pichiomycetes; Serinales; Debaryomycetaceae. Gene Ontology annotation, molecular function: RNA polymerase II cis-regulatory region sequence-specific DNA binding; DNA-binding transcription factor activity, RNA polymerase II-specific.